UAAGAACGAAAAAAGAAAUACUCGUUUGUUUGCCGAAAGUAGUAUAAUGAACAAGGAAGUGUUUAUCAUUAUUAUUUAAAAGGCGCUACGCGAACCUGUGUUAAAAGAAACAAACAUUUGUCUAAUAGGUUUUUGGUGAACGUAAGCCUUGUAAUAAUAUUAAAUAAAACCAAUUGGGGAACUUAGUGUUGACAUAAGUAUUUACAAUCAAAUUUUUUGUUUAAUUUUUUUGGUAGUACCUUCAAAGUUGAUUGACAUUGACGUGGUGAUCGGGGAAGAUUUUUGCUUACAAGCAGAUAUAUACAAAUAAAUCGAGAUGGACUUUCUAUUCGGAAAUUCCUUGUGACAAAGUUGAAGAUGUUUUUGCUAUGAUGAAAGUGGACUCAUUAAUAGAUUAAUUUGAUAUCGAUGAAACUAAUAGAAGCGAAAGAAGAAAUGUGUAAACUGGUUUGCGAAUCAACAAAUGUGCAAAUGAAUACCUAUUGUUUGAAGUGAUGAAACACAAAUAUCGUUUAGACCACGUAAACUGCCAUUAAAAAAGAGGCAUUGUUGAGGAUCAAAUAGAUAAGUGGGUCAAAGACGGCAUGAUUGAAAAUUUUGAUUUUAGUAGUGCUGUGGUUUUAGUGAAAAAAAGAGACGGUAGUCCAAGACUGUGUGUUGAUUAUAGACAAUUGAACAAAGUUCUAAGUAAUAAAAGAUAGAUUUUCAUUACACUUGAUUAAAAACCAGCUAAACUGAUGGCAAAAUGCAAAUAUAUUUAGCACAAUUGACUUGAAAUAUGGAUUUUAUCAUGUGCCUGUGCCUGCAUCUAGCCGCAACUGCACGUCAUUCGUUACACUAGGCGCACUGUUUUGAAGAGUUCCAUUUGGCUUGUUGAACUCUCGCGGUGUUUUCCAAAGACAUGUAAAUGCAAUUUUCCGUGAUUUGAUGCAUAGAGGAGUAUCACUUCCUUACAUUGAUGUCAUAAAUGUACCAGCAUUGAAUAAAAACUAUACUGUGCGUAAUUUAGAAGAAGUGUUGAAUCAAUGUAAAUAAUAUGGACUUGUAAUUAAUUGGAAAAAAUGUCAAUUUAAAAAAAAGCGAAUAGAAACGGUAUUGAACAUCGAAAAAUUUCACCAUGUCCAAAAAAUCAAAGCUUUAGUUAAGUACCCAUUGCCGAAAAUUUUAAAAUAAUUACAAAGCUUUUUGGGUUUAGCCGGCUACUUUUGAAAGUGUGUACCUUUAUUUGCGUUAAUUUCUAAAUCAUUAUCUAAUCUGACUAAACAAGGUAAGAAAUACCAAAUUAAUCACGACGAAAUAACUGCAAUAUACUGAAGAAAAUUCUGGACGUGAAAACGGUAUUAGGUAUAUUCAAUCAGAAACUAAAGUUCAUACAGAUAAUUUCGCUGACGGCUAUCGUGACGUAUUACUGCAAAAACUCUCAGACAAUAACCAAUUACAUCCUAUAUAUUACAUGAGCAAAAAUAAUUCUAAUGCUGAACGCAUUGGCUACGCUGCUGCUGUGAUGUCUUGCUGGAUGAACGUUUACUAUAUCGUAAUUCUGGCAUGGGCCGUUUUUUAUUUUUUCAUGUCCAUGAAAACAGAUGUGCCUUGGCGUUCUUGUAAUAACUUCUGGAAUACUGUAAAUUGUGUCAAUCCAUACGAACGCAACAAUUUAAUUUGCUGGGAGGAUUCAAUUAAUGGAACAAUAAAAAAAAUUUGUUCUUUAACCUUAGCAAAUAUCACCACUUCAGAACUGACAGAUCCAGUUAAAGAAUUCUGGGAACGUCGUGCACUGCAAAUAUCUGAUGGUAUCGAACAUAUUGGCAAUAUACGCUGGGAAUUGGCGGGAACUCUGCUACUCGUGUGGAUCCUAUGCUACUUCUGUAUAUGGAAAGGAGUAAAAUGGACAGGCAAAGUAGUUUACUUCACUGCACUAUUUCCAUACGUCUUGCUAACUGUAUUACUUAUUCGUGGUAUAACCCUUCCAGGGGCAUUAGAAGGAAUAAAGUUUUACGUGAUACCUAAUUUUUCAAAACUUACGGAAUCAGAAGUAUGGAUUGAUGCGGUUACACAAAUUUUCUUCUCUUAUGGACUUGGACUUGGAACAUUAGUUGCGCUUGGCAGCUAUAAUAAAUUUACAAAUAAUGUAUACAAAGAUGCUUUAAUUGUAUGUACGGUUAAUUCAAGUACAAGCAUGUUUGCUGGAUUUGUGAUAUUCUCCGUUGUGGGUUUUAUGGCAAACGAACAGCAAAGGCCGGUUGCAGAAGUAGCUGCAUCUGGUCCUGGUUUGGCAUUUUUGGUAUAUCCAUCAGCAGUGUUACAACUACCAGGUUCACCCUUAUGGUCUUGUCUUUUCUUUUUUAUGUUACUUCUUAUUGGACUUGAUUCACAAUUCUGUACAAUGGAAGGUUUCAUUACAGCUAUAAUUGAUGAAUGGCCACAAUUGUUACGCAAACGUAAAGAAAUAUUUAUUGCCGUCGUGUGCACCCUGAGCUAUCUUGUUGGUCUUACAUGCAUUUCGCAGGGUGGCAUGUACAUAUUUCAAAUAUUGGACUCGUAUGCAGUUAGUGGUUUCUGCCUAUUAUGGCUAAUAUUUUUCGAAUGUGUGUCAAUCUCGUGGUGCUAUGGCGUCGACCGUUUUUAUGACGGCAUAAAAGAUAUGAUCGGUUAUUACCCCAUGGUCUGGUGGAAAUUUUGUUGGUGUGUUACAACUCCGCUCAUUUGUCUGGGAGUAUUCUUUUUCAACAUUGUGCAAUGGAAACCAAUCAAAUAUUUAGACUAUAAUUAUCCUUGGUGGGCUCAUGCGUUUGGAUGGUUUACUGCCUUGUCAUCGAUGCUUUACAUACCUGUUUACAUGGUUUGGCUAUGGAGGCGAACUCCCGGAGAUACAGGCGAGAAAAUUCGAGCGAUCGUACGAAUAGAUGAAGAUAUUAAGCAUCUGAGAGAGAAAAUGCAACAGGAUACGGAUAAAACAGUAGAAAUUUAUGCAUUGUAAAUCGCUUCUAAACAAAUGGAAUUUACAUAAACUAUGAACUAUAAGAAACUAGCUAAAUUUUAAAAAUACAAAAUGAAUUACUAAUUUUCAAAUCAAAUAUUUAAAACACAUCCAAAUUUCAUUUAGAAUUAAGAAUCUAAUAAAAAUGAUUAGCCGAUGAAAUUGUAUGCUUCAAACUUUUUCGUGCUUUGUGUGUUUAUUUGAAUUUAUCAUACACAUUCCUGAUAUAUCUUCGUGAAUUCAUUAGAAAGUUUGUACAAUAUACUCUAAUUGUAAAAUAUGACUCUUAUUACAUAGGUAAUCCUAGACAAGUCGGAAAAAAGUCUUAAAACGUAAUUUAAAUAAACAAGCUAGCAAGCAACAAAUGAUCGCUAUGCAUGUUUGUUAAAGGCAAUUUUAAAUAAGGUUUAAUGUACAUAUAUGUAAAAGUUUUACAACUAUCUAUUUGAAUUUCGAUUAUUUUUAGAAUUUUUUUUUAGAUUUUUUGACUCUGAAAACUUCUUCACUAAUUUUUAUGCUGUUUCGAUUUUUUUAUUAAGAAAUACUUAAGAUUAGAGAACAGUUUACUAUAUUUUAAUCUAAAUUAAUAAUGGUAUAUUUUUAAUCUUUGCAACUGUAAACUCUGUAGUUCAAUUCAAUAGAUUUUAAUUCUUAGUUUUAAUUGAAUAUAUAACAUGUGUACUAUAUUAUUAUUAUAAUGUUUAAUUUGCAACUCAUGUGCUGUUUAGUUGAUAAGAAAUGAUAUUUAGAAAUAUCUGACAUUUACUAAGUAAAAUGUUUAAAAUGUUGUC
Molecule: messenger RNA, 3768 nt
Organism: Bactrocera dorsalis (oriental fruit fly)
Lineage: Eukaryota; Metazoa; Arthropoda; Insecta; Diptera; Tephritidae
Gene: Gat
Product: sodium- and chloride-dependent GABA transporter 1
Exons: 10
Coding region: 1454-2977 (507 amino acids)
Biological process (GO): sodium ion transmembrane transport
Cellular component (GO): membrane
Source: RefSeq, a predicted model, not a curated record